Morus notabilis is the source of this 606-nucleotide messenger RNA. Its product is annotated as auxin-responsive protein SAUR50. Gene Ontology annotation, biological process: response to auxin. The record is from RefSeq and is a predicted model, not a curated record. The transcript has a single exon. NCBI's taxonomy places the organism in Eukaryota, Viridiplantae, Streptophyta, Magnoliopsida, Rosales, Moraceae. The coding region runs from base 45 to 362 and encodes 105 amino acids.
UCUCUCUUGCUAGAAAAUAAACCAAAGAAAGAAAAGAAAAGAAAAUGGCAAUAAGAAAAUCAAACAGACUUCCUCAAACGGCAGUGCUGAAGCAAAUCCUGAAGAGAUGUUCAAGCCUAGGCAAAAAGCAGCAAGACUACGACGAGCAAGGUCUUCCCUUGGACGUCCCAAAGGGACAUUUUGUCGUUUAUGUGGGAGAAAACAGAAGCAGAUACAUUGUCCCAAUCUCUUUCCUCACACGCCCCGAGUUCCAAACCUUGCUUCAACAAGCCGAAGAGGAGUUUGGCUUCGACCACGACAUGGGUCUUACCAUCCCUUGCGAAGAAGAAGUUUUCUUAUCUCUAACGUCCAUGCUCAGAUGAAGUGAAAACUUAUCAUUUUUUUAACCUUUCCUUUUUUUUUUUGAGGGAGAAAAUGGCCGAGUAAGAAGAAGCUGCUGUACUGCUUCUCUGUUUCAGUUUUCUCUCUUAUUUUCGUUUUGUUUUUCGGGUGGGUGGUUAUUUUAUUACAGAGACUCUGACCCAAAAGACAGAGAGGUACUAGAAGAAAAGAGAAGAAACCCAGGAGUAUUGGUUGAUAUCUGGGGUUGAAUGUAAAAAAAAAAAA